Molecule: messenger RNA, 1640 nt
Organism: Eublepharis macularius
Lineage: Eukaryota; Metazoa; Chordata; Lepidosauria; Squamata; Eublepharidae
Gene: EDARADD
Product: EDAR associated via death domain
Exons: 7
Coding region: 155-802 (215 amino acids)
Biological process (GO): signal transduction
Molecular function (GO): protein binding
Source: RefSeq, a predicted model, not a curated record
UCAAGAGCCGCUUCGCCAACAGGAGGGAGAGGCAGGAGGUGCUGCGAUCCAUUGGAAGCAGCAGGAGGAGAGACAAGCCGAAGCAGCCGGACCGCAGAGCCUGGAGCGCCGAACCCGGCCGCUGCCCUUGGCUCGCCUCAGCCUCCCCCUCCCGAUGGCUUCUCCCGGGGAGCCUCUGCCUGAAGGUCUUGUAGCAAAAGAACCCGUGGAAGAUACUGACCCUAGCACUUUAUCUUUGGAAGAAACAGAAAAAUAUCCUAUUCAAGACACAGGGUUACCAAAAGUUGAGAAAUACCAAACUGAAAAAGUGACAUUGGAAAAAGCAUCUAUUAACAUUCGGAGCCUAACAUCAGAUUCAGGCCUGAUACAACAGCCAGAAGAGGAUGAUGAUGAUAACCAAGGUAGUACUGGUGGAUCAUUCACAGCUCUCAAGAAAUCAUACACAGAAAAUGGCACCUGCUCCUUCUGUAACUCUCGCCAACCAAUCAUCAGUGAUUUGCUCAAUGAUGAGGACUUGUUGUAUAUUUUGAGGAUAAAGUUGGAUCCCUCCCACCCAACAGUGAAAAACUGGAGAAAUUUUGCAAACAAAUGGGGAAUGACCUAUGAUGAAUUGUGCUUCCUGGAACAAAAACAACAGAGUCCCACCUUGGAAUUUUUGCUGCGGAACAGUGACAGGACUGUGGAGCAGCUGAUUGAUCUAUGUAAAUUAUACCGAAGAGCUGAUGUUGAAAAAAUGCUACUGAAUUGGGUGGAGAAAGAAUGGCCAAAGAGAGGCCAUGGAACCUAUCAGAAUAACUUCUAAAGAAGAGAAAAUGUCUAGUCCAUAUUAUUCCUGUGGUGGAAAACUGAGAGAGCUGCAGGGUUUGAUUUGCUGGUGAAAGGAACCACAAGAUCAUUUUUACAGCAGAACACGUUUAAUAUAUCUUUGUGUACUUAGCCUUGUAACGAAAACUAUAAAGUCUUUAAAUGUGAACCAAAGACAAAUGUCUUUUGCAGGUACUUUGAAUCUAAUGUUUGCUUCUUAUAGGUUUUUUCCCCCAACACAUUGAAAAAUGAGUCUCACAGAAUGCUAUUCAGGCUGUUAUUUAAAUCUUAAACUGUUAUCUAAAUCUUAUUACUGUUAAAUGCCUGUACUGCUUUUAUUGAGAGAUGAAUUAAAAUGAGGAGGGGGAAGCAGAGUUAAGACUUCUCUGCAGUGAACAGUCUGAACCUUCCUUGCAAUCUGUUGGUUUGUGUCAGUCAUACUAAAGUAAGGCUUGUUCUGUUCCUUCCCAGGCUGCCACUGUACUACUUUAUAACAUGAAGAAAGCAAACCUGAGCAGCUUGCUGGGAUAUCCCUGUACGGUUUCCUUGUAUCUGUUCAUUCGUGCCUACAGAUGUGCGUGUGUGAAAUGUCAUGUACUUCUGGAUAGUCACUACAGGAGAACCUUGUUUGUGCUCUUUGCCUUUUUAAAAUAGCUUUGAUGCUUCAGUUUCACCACCUUCCUCUUAGAAUGUCAAUUUCAUUCUGCCUUUGAAACUUCUGAUUAGCAAGAAAGUUCCCUUGAAGGCUGGAUUUUCUUUUGCUGUUGUCUAACUAUUAGAUACCAUGUAGAUCUUUCAUGUUCUGACAUGCUUAAUGCAAAUAAACUGUGCUCUGU